AUGCCUCCUAAGCGAAAGAACGCCGACACCGCGGUGGGUGACAAACAAUCUUCUGCAAAGAUUGCCAAAACGGCGACAACGACAGUGGCAGGAGGAGCAGCCAAGGAGAAGAAGAGCAAGCCCAAGCCAACCAAAAUCGAGAAGGCCAUCAAGGCGCAGGCAAAGGCCGCUGCAGCGGACCUGGAAGCCAAGGCAAGUCUUGAGGACGACGAGGACUUUGACAGGGAGCAGAUCGGACCUGCUGGUAUCGCAAAGCUUUGCGAAGACAUUGAUGUGUCUUUGGAAACGGUCGACAUGUUGGUUCUGGCUUACCACUUGAAUGCUGACACGAUGCCUAUUUUUACCAAGGAUGAGUGGGCUAAGGGCAUGAAGAAACUGGAGGUCGACUCGACCGAGAGGUUCAAGGCCAAGCUGCCAGAUCUCGUGGAAAAACUCAAGGAUCCCGCACACUUCAAGGAGUUUUACCGCUACAUUUUUAUGUUUGCCAAGGACUCUGAGCAAAAGUGCAUGCCAGUCGAUGUCAAAAAGCCAAUCAAGGUCAUCAACAAGGACCAAUGGUACAACUUUCUCGACUUUUCCGACACCAUCAGCGAGGACCUCUCGAACUAUGACGGUCUCAGCUCUGCCUGGCCUGUUCUCUUGGACGAGUAUGUUGAGUGGCGGAACGAGGAACUUGCAUAA
This is a messenger RNA of Linnemannia hyalina, 681 nucleotides long. NCBI's taxonomy places the organism in Eukaryota, Fungi, Mortierellomycota, Mortierellomycetes, Mortierellales, Mortierellaceae. The record is from the annotation of a GenBank genome assembly.